AUGGGCUUAGUAGAGCUACAAUAUGGAAUAGAGACACCUCAUCGCAUCGGUUUGCAACUGCAGAAAAAUCAACCUUACAGCUUACUAAUUUAUAUCUACUUUUACUGCCAGUCUUCGGACAACCCAGAAGAAGCAACAGCGCCACUUUUACCCUAUCUAGUUGAGCAUAUUUUAAAACUGCCCAAAUCGUUUAAGCCACCUGCUUAUAUUAUUAAAGCACUGUGGCUUGUAUUUGCUAUGUCCACUAUAUCGAAUGGCUCACUGGAAUCUCUAGGCGAGCGAGUGUACCUGGAGAAGGCGACUGAUCGUUUAAUAUCGAUGUUAUACCCAGACCCAUCGAUUUACUACACACAUAACCCUGCGUUAUUGCUUUGGGCUUUCACUUCGCAAAGGAUUUCUCAUUGUGUUAGGUUACAUGUGCUGUCCCAAUGGUUUAAAUCCGAGGACUCAUUGCCAGCAGACCUUACAACCCAGCCAAUAGUUUGGGAACUUCUCUUGAACAUUCUGAUACAAUGCAAUGACAAAACAAUAGUGGGCAACUGUAUGGAAGCUCUCCACGUGUGCCUAGAAGACGGUGACGACGACUCUAGGCAGGACUUCGCUGGACUGAUUUGGUCUAUGCUCCCUAAUGUCUUGUCGAAAGUUUUGAUAGACACUGAAUAUCAAAUAGACACAAACAUUUGCCACUUUCUCGACCUAGCAACAACUCUGCCGCCCCUAGAGAUAGACCAGAUAGUGUGUUUAAAGACUGCGGUGCUUAUAACUGCUAUAUUUUCAAAGAACCUGCCAGAACACUGCGAAGAAAGCACUAAGCAUCAUUAUGAAUACGUUUGCUUGAAACUUGGGCUAUAUUUGUUGAGUUUGAGUAAUAGUCAGAACGAUAAUCGAGUUCUGUUAACUUACACCAAUCGAGUAGGUUUUCUGCAAUCAGUUCUCGCUGCAGCUGAUAGUACCAAUGAAAACGUGUCUUGUGCAGCUUUGCAGCUUCUCUCUUACGUCAUCCACUACUUCACGAAGAAUAAUUAUCAGCCAAAAUCAGUGCUACAGAUACAGACACACUUGAUCAUCAAAACUUUAAAAAGGGACAGUACUAAUGAAAGAGGGGCUUCCUUAUUGCAAUUAGUUUAUAUGGUGUUAAAUACGGGAGCAUCUUCACCAUUAGCAUUGGCGUAUAGUGUGGAAGACCAACCAACUGUGAACAUACAGUGCAAUGCGCUAAGGGCACUGAUGUUGAGGAUACAAUUGAUGCUUUGUUGUAGGGAUUCCAAAAACCAAUCAACAGCUGGCUGGAAGACUUUAAGCUCUAUAUUCAAACAUGCUAUCGUCACUAAGAACGAUACAAAGUUGAUAGCCACACUAACAUCCCAACCUUGGACACACACAUUGAUACAAUUUCAAUUAACGCAAGACUUGACGCCAGAAUUUUUGACAUUCACACAAAAUUGGUUGACUCUGUUGAAAAUAACGAUUAAGAAGUGCCAGGAGAUGAACAAGAUUCAGCAUUGUAAGCAAAGUCUUGUGAUCAAGACUAUGGUGCUGAUGAAGAAGAAUUUAAUCGCAGAGGGCGCUUUGAAGGAGAUAAGCGAAAAGGUCUUAGUGAUUGUCGAUGACAUUUUAGAAGACUCUAAAGUUAAAUAUUAA
Molecule: messenger RNA, 1641 nt
Organism: Spodoptera litura
Lineage: Eukaryota; Metazoa; Arthropoda; Insecta; Lepidoptera; Noctuidae
Biological process (GO): meiosis I
Source: RefSeq, a predicted model, not a curated record